This is a messenger RNA of Cannabis sativa, 1901 nucleotides long. RefSeq lists its product as uncharacterized. Lineage: Eukaryota; Viridiplantae; Streptophyta; Magnoliopsida; Rosales; Cannabaceae. Bases 1215 to 1652 code for a protein of 145 amino acids. The record is from RefSeq and is a predicted model, not a curated record. The transcript has 4 exons.
UGAGCAUUUGAGUAUUCUUUUUGUGUAUAGCAGUUGUUAAUCUUGAGAUACUUGGCCAGAUGUCCCAGAAACUGCAAUUUCCUUUAUAGAGGACGGUAGAAAAGUGCCAGCUGCUUAACGUUGUAUUCGUGGCAGAUACAGAGUGAAACUUAAUUAUCUUUCACUGUUAUUGCGACCUUAAUCAGACUCACUCUACUCUGAGAAGUACAGAGUCAGCGGAAUUUGGUAAACGGCCAGGGAGACUUUUUGUCCAUUUUAAAACAUUUAUCGUUUGUUGCAUAGAAUGAUAUAAUCAUGUUUUUUUUGCUUCUCUUUUUUUGGGGCUAUUGAAUGGUGUUUAAUAUAUGAGGGUCUUCUUUAAGAGCUAACAGCGAGUGGUGUUUUCAAAAAAAAAAAAAAGUUUUGACUUUUCUUCUUUUCUUUUUAUUUAGUUCAUAUAUAUCAAUUUUUUUAUUUUUCUUUUUUCAAAUAUGAUUGCAACAAAAAAGACUUUUUUUGUUGUGUGAUUUUAUACAUAAAUAUUAAGAAAAAAUUAAUCGUACCGAAGUUAAUUGUGCCAAAGACAUGGCUUGAUCUCAUUAUGAUAUUAGUCUAAAAUUGAUUUGACUUUUUUUUUUGGUGUGAUUUUAUACUUAUAAUGUGAUUCAAAUUGAUUUUUUUUUUUUUUUAUGUUUAUGUUUUCUAACUUUGUAUAUUAGUUCUUUUUCUUUCCCUAUAACAUUACAUGGAUAGAAAAAUUGAAUUUUUCUUUCUUUUGUUCUUAGAUAACACAAUACUUGACAUCAAUUCAAACUUCAAUUUUGUCAUGAUUUGACUACUAAUAAUUUGAGUUAUAGUAGUGCAAGAAUUAUCUUCCAUAAUUUCUAAUUGGUCAAAUGCCUCUCCUUUCCUAAUUUAGUAGAUUCUAGACUUUUGUAUUUAUUUAAUUUAUGUAGUUCUACCACCAUCGAAAAUUAUUUCGACUGAGUUUUUACAAAUUGAAGCAUCUCGUGGCCAAGUUAUUACUUUUGGAUGAGAUGUUUCAAAAGAAGCUGAUGUUGAUUUAAUGAUCAAAACAGUGAGCAAAUGUUCUUCUUCAUAUUGUUUUUUCACAUUGUAUGUUAAACGGUGGAAUAGUUUGUAAUAUUUCCAUCUCAAUCUGCAGGCAGUUGAUGCUUGGGGAACUGUUGAUGUAUUAGUAAAUAAUGCAGGUUGUUUGAAACUUUCCUUGUCUUAUGUUGUUUUCAUUCCACAUUCGAUCUCUUGAUGCUUUUUCGGUGUUUUCUGGAAUCACUAGGGACAACUUAAUGAUGAGAAUGAAGAAAUCCCAGUGGCAGGCUGCAGCCAAAAUUAUGAUGAAGAAGAAAAAGACCAUUUCAGGCAGACCUACAUCAGCAGCUUCCAUGGCAGUUGGACAGUUUUUCAAUCCAGACGAAGGAAAGUUGGAUGUCUCUCCUUGGUUCAUGCUUCAAUCAUCUUAUUCUCACAAGGAAAUGUUUGUGAAAGAGGACCAUCCUCUUGCUUUAAAUUUGUCUUUCAGCAUUAGCUUAGGCCUUCUUCCUGCUACAUUGUCUUUGAAGAUUGCGGGAUGUGGAAUAAAAUAUUCUGGACUUCAAGAUGAGGAGACAGAAGAUGUUGAAAGUAAUACUAUUGAGUUUCUUUUUUUUUUUUGAUGAAAAAAGUAAUAUAUUACAAUAGUAUAAAGUAAUACUAUUGACUUAUUUCGUUUAGAAGCCCAAUGUUUAUUCAUUUCUCUUCUUUUUUCCUUGAAGUUCCUCAUGUAGCAUUUUGAUUCAUUUUUAUCCUUCAUGCUUAUGGCUUAAAAGAUUAUAAUGUUUUACUAUGUUGCAAAAGAAUGUCAACUACAUAUUACCCAUUUGGGAUUUUAUAAAAGCCAUUGGUCUUUUAAUCUAUGUACUUAA